AUGGAGCAGGGCGGUGAGAGCGGCUGCUGGUUCCUGUACUACGCGUACGGCAGUAACCUGCUGCGGGAGCGGCUGCUGCUGCGCAACCCCUCGGCCGCGCUCUGCGCCCUGGCGCGCCUGCAGGAUUUUAAGCUCGAGUUUGGCCAUCAUCAAGGCAGGACAAGUUCUGUGUGGCAUGGAGGUACAGCUACCAUUGCUCAAAGCCCUGGAGAUGAAGUGUGGGGAAUAGUGUGGAAAAUGAGCGCUUGCAAUUUAAGUUCGCUGGAUAAGCAAGAGGGAGUUGAGGAUGGCAUUUAUGUCCCAAUAGAAGUUAAUGUCCACACUCAAGCAGGAAAGGCACUGACCUGUCGAAGCUACCAGAUGAAGGACUAUGUCUCUGCUCCCCCUUCUCCACAGUAUAAAAAGGUUAUCUGCAUGGGUGCAAAACAGAAUGGCUUGCCAACUGAUUAUCAGGAGAAAUUGGAAGCUAUUGAAACUAAUAACUAUGCAGGACCGGUGCCGAUCAUGGAAGAGAUUGAAGCUGCUAUUAAAGCAGAGAAAAUAAAUUCUGCAUAGAAUACCUCUGCAUUUGCUUGGCCAUUCACCUUGAUUUAGACACCUCUCCUCACUGUGCUGAUCAGCAGUUUCUUUAUUUAUCAAGAAAAGAUGAGUUUGCUAUGCAUCUACAGUAAACCAUUAGACAUAACUUGCAGUCUGAAGACACACUGACACUGGUAACUUCUUUUUGUAUGUAUAGCUUGAAUACAUGCUGAAGUACAUGCUGGAAGUACAUUGCAGAUUUAAAAAUUAUCUUUCUGUAGCUGUCAUGCAGUGCUGCAUGCA
Cinclus cinclus is the source of this 822-nucleotide messenger RNA. RefSeq names its product gamma-glutamylcyclotransferase (gene GGCT). The transcript has 4 exons. Lineage: Eukaryota; Metazoa; Chordata; Aves; Passeriformes; Cinclidae. The record is from RefSeq and is a predicted model, not a curated record. The coding region runs from base 1 to 555 and encodes 184 amino acids. Gene Ontology annotation, molecular function: gamma-glutamylcyclotransferase activity.